Messenger RNA from Aspergillus nidulans FGSC A4, 506 nucleotides. It is a transcript of the gene rps21, whose product is annotated as 40S ribosomal protein eS21. Gene Ontology annotation, molecular function: structural constituent of ribosome. The record is from RefSeq and is a predicted model, not a curated record. The coding region runs from base 67 to 333 and encodes 88 amino acids. Gene Ontology annotation, cellular component: ribosome; cytoplasm. The transcript has 3 exons. NCBI's taxonomy places the organism in Eukaryota, Fungi, Ascomycota, Eurotiomycetes, Eurotiales, Aspergillaceae. Gene Ontology annotation, biological process: translation.
CAACCCGCAGCGCACCCUCGUCUAUCACCGUUCGUCGUCGACCUCAGACAACAGACAACCGCCAAAAUGGAGAACGAGAAGGGAGAAAUCGUCGAUCUCUACGUCCCCCGCAAGUGCAGCGCCACCAACCGCAUCAUUAAGGCCAACGACCACGCCUCGGUCCAGAUCUCCAUCGGCAAGGUCGACGAGAACGGCCGCUACACCGGCGAGAACCAGACCUACGCUCUGUGCGGCUUCAUCCGUGCCCGCGGCGAGAGCGACGACUCGCUCAACCGUCUUACCCAGCGCGACGGCUACAUCCGUAACGUGUGGACUGCUAGCCGCCAGCGGUAAAUUCGCUGAAGGAUGGUUGGUUUGGGUGUGGGUGGAAUGAAAUGAGAUGAGUUAUCUGAUUGUGGCCUACUCAUUUGUGGGUGGUCGGAUCCUACGCUACGGCUACGUCUUCGUCUGAUAUGAUGUUAAGCUCAGUCUAAAGAAUCAAAAAUUUCUAAUCCAUUCCAUUUCCA